Molecule: messenger RNA, 1291 nt
Organism: Neltuma alba
Lineage: Eukaryota; Viridiplantae; Streptophyta; Magnoliopsida; Fabales; Fabaceae
Exons: 9
Coding region: 107-1120 (337 amino acids)
Source: RefSeq, a predicted model, not a curated record
AAGCUAAUGAUCCAGAAGACAGACGCUGACGCUCAACUAGUUGAGUGAAAGGAUUGCGUCGUCCAUGGCUUAGGAAGAGGCAAGCAGAAAGCAGAAAUCGAAAUAGAUGGCUUGUUCAAGUCCAAGCUGCAACUUGUUCUUCAGCCGUUCCUCAAUACCAGUUUCAACCUCAGCCACUGGCUGUUCCCUGUCUUUCUCAAACUCUAUCUUUUGCGGAUACCAUGUGAUUUCCGGUCAUUGUGCUAGCUCUACCUCAAGAAUUCGUGCCAAGUUUGAGAAGUUCCAAGGCGAACCUCCUCAAGACAGUCUUCGAGAGGUCGAAACUUCAUCUUCACUAGAAAAUUUUGAGGAGGAUGACAGUUGCUUGCCUCCAGACUUGGAGGGUGCAGUGCGGCAAUCGAGUGAGGCCACUGCCGUUUUUGUGUCUUCAGGAGGAAUGAGAGCCAUAGUUGAGCUUUUAAUCCCCCAACUGCAAUUUUUAGAUGAUGAAGGGGCACAAGUGGAGCUCUGGGAAUUGUCAAGGAUUUUCUUGGACACACUUAUCAAAGAAACAGAAUGUCAGAGUGUUAAAGCCAUAUUUCCAGAUGCGGGAGCAGCUGCUCUUCUAAAAUAUCGGUGGAAGGAUGCUGCAUUUAAAUUUGCCAGUUUAAGCGAUCGAAGGCCUGUAGAAAGUGAGGACGAGAUCAUUGUCAUGGUCGUUCCUGAUUAUCAAAUGUUAGAAUAUGUUGAGAGAAUUGCAGCUGAUCUAUCAAAUGAUCCUCCGAGGCCUCUCAUCAUGUGGAAUCCGCGCUUGAUCAGUGAGGAUGUUGGGGUUGGAGUUAAUGUUCGGAAGUUAAGACGCUACUUUUUAAGCACUUUCACCACUGUUUAUUCCAUGCGACCUCUACCAUCUGGUGCAGUCUUCAGGUGCUAUCCCGGAUUGUGGAAAGUGUUCUACGAUGACAAGGAUAGGCCCAACAGAUAUCUACUAGCCAAGGAGUUCAUUAGUCGUCCUGACGCUGAGGAACUUGAGCUGAUAUUUGGCAGUGCAGAAGAGAAGUCAGUGCAAGGCCCAAAUUUGCUUGACAAAGCGGCAGGCUUAAUCUCCUCAAUAAAUCGGUUUAUGAAAGCCAUUUCAUGAGGACAUUUCCUCCUUUACUGGUUCGUGCACACCCACACCUAAAUUCUAGAAUAGCCUUAAAGCUGUAAUACGUUACGGUUUUCCCCGCUAUACGUUACAAUUCAUACAUUUUGAGAAUGUUGAUUUAUAAUAAUAAUAAUUUUAUAAUAAUCUCAACUAUUAAUUUAUAAA